GGAACGAUUGUUCCACUUUAGUCUUAUCUUAUUUGCAAUUAGGAACGUGCUGUUCCUAAUCGCUGCUUGUCGUUCCCAAAUGUUUUAAUUGGUCCCUUUCAAAAGCAAUUUUGGUCCUUUUUUCUGCUGAAAGCAUGGAAACAAUAGUUUUGUUUCCAAACUGGAAUUAGUUCCGCUUUAAGUUAAAGAGGAACUAGCAUUCCGUUGUUUUAUUUGAGUCACUUAAUGGGAACGAGGGUUCCUAUUUAGCGUUGGUGAACACGAACACAAGUUCCGAGGUUACUUUACCAUUCUAACAUGCGCGAUCGAGGGCAAAUUCAAUUUCUAGCCUGGCUUGCCUGCUGCAUGCUUAAUCAGGUAAGGGCAGGUUGGGACAAGAUGAGACCUGCCCCUUUGUUCCUUUGUUUGGUUUUAUUGUGUGAGAAGCGGGCCAGAUGGAUAACAAGUCAGCUAUUUAUUAUAAAUACAGUAGUCUCGCGAGAAACUUCACAUAUCAGAUAUUAAAAGAUGAACAAAAGAGGAGUGGAAAUCGACUGGUCAAAGUUAGAAAACGCAUCUCCUAAACCCAAACGACUUCACUUAGAAGAAGACGAUUCUGAUGGCCUUUUUCACUGUCCAGUGCAAGAUUGCAAUCAUGAUGGGUUUACAACGGCAAGAGGAUGCAGAAAACACGCAAAGAACAAACAUCGUUGGUACUUUUAUUUCGACGAAAAGCCAGACAUCACUCAGAUUGAAUCAGGCCAACAAAAAAGCAACAAAAUGGAGGUCAGUGAUCACAAGAUUCCACCUAAAUCUAGAAGAGUUGUCUCUUUUGCCAUGUCAAGUGAAAUCGCACAAGAUUUCUUGUCCUGGCUCACCGGCAGUGGCGGAGGUUGUAAAAGUGAUCGGCAAGCGCACCAAAUUGUCAGCAAGUGUUUGAAGUUUCUUAAAUUCUGUUGCGAAGAAGAGGAGGAUCUUACAUUUGAAAUCGUUGACUUUAGUCUAUGUUCGCCCAAUCUACUUUUCAAAUUUGUUGACAUGAUGCAAGACGAGUGGAAUCUCGGGCACGCAGGGCGCAUAGGCUAUUUGGACGCCAUUGCAGAAUUAGGGGAUUUCAGAAAAGUCAAUGGAGCUUCGGAAUCGGUAUUAAGAGGGUUAUCUUCCACAGAGCU
Molecule: messenger RNA, 1151 nt
Organism: Orbicella faveolata
Lineage: Eukaryota; Metazoa; Cnidaria; Anthozoa; Scleractinia; Merulinidae
Source: RefSeq, a predicted model, not a curated record